AUGAGUGAGAAGUGGGUCACAGAAUGGAUCAAGCAGAAGGGGGAAAGCAAAUGCAUCCCUUGGAAAAGCCUACAAGAGCUGAUUUUAGCGCACCCUAAUGCGAGGAAAAAGAUCGACGUCUUUGCUCUGAGCAUUUAUGGGCUAGUAAUUUUUCCUAGGGCCCUAGGGCACAUAGAUGAGGCGACCUCAGAUCUCUUUGACCGACUUGAUAAGAGGGUUACGCCAGUUCCGGCAAUUUUGGUAGAAACCUUCAGGUCACUGAAUGCAUGUCGAAGGACGGGUGAAGGCAGAUCCAUCGGAUGUGUGCAGCUUCUACUUGCAUGGUUCCACAGUCAUUUUUGGAAAAUUGAUAAGAAUCUUCAUGAGGAGGACAUCGAGUGGAGAGCCCCGUGGUUGCUUCCUGAUGAGAUCUUGUACCGAUGUGGUAAUUUUGAUUGGGUCCCGUUACUUGGAAUCUGGGGAGCCGUUGGUUAUGCUCCAUUGAUGGUGCUAAGACAGCACAGGCCAAGGCAGUUUAUACCUGCAACCCAACGCUUAGCUGAGUUUGAAUUCUCAUAUAAAGACAAUCGCUAUAAAAAGAAGAUUCGAGAAAUAACCAGUGCAUGGGACCAAACUCGACGGAUGAAGAGAUUAGCCGUAGGCCCGAUGACGACUCUUGAAUAUAAUGAAUGGGGGGUUAGAAGAAUCAAUGAUAAUAUCCUAAGAUCAGGUCAAGGAGACAGUCCAUCGAUAGAAGAACAUUUGCGGGUUGUUCCCUCUGAAUUGGAAAUUAUCAAGCAAGAUUUUGAGAAGAGGAAUGCAGAGCUUGAAAAAAAAGAUCGAGUAGUUGGAAGAAGAAAAGAUGCACUUGGGAUUAGAUGUGGAUGUUCAAAAGUUAGAGACUAA
Molecule: messenger RNA, 885 nt
Organism: Gossypium raimondii (Peruvian cotton)
Lineage: Eukaryota; Viridiplantae; Streptophyta; Magnoliopsida; Malvales; Malvaceae
Exons: 2
Coding region: 1-885 (294 amino acids)
Source: RefSeq, a predicted model, not a curated record